Molecule: messenger RNA, 1459 nt
Organism: Tilletiaria anomala UBC 951
Lineage: Eukaryota; Fungi; Basidiomycota; Exobasidiomycetes; Georgefischeriales; Tilletiariaceae
Exons: 5
Coding region: 81-1307 (408 amino acids)
Cellular component (GO): nucleus
Source: RefSeq, a predicted model, not a curated record
GCGACUGCAUUCAUCCCCACUGUCAUCAACUCCCGGAUUGCUAACGUACAAGGGUUCGAGCCGCGCAGCAGUUGAUUAGGAUGGCGAAGAAAAAGAAGGGCCCGACUCUGGAGGCGUGGUGUUGGUACUGCGACCGUGAAUUCGAAGAUGAGAAAGUUCUACUGCAACACCAGAAGGCCAAACACUACCGAUGUCCGCAAUGCCCCAGAAGGCUGAACACUGCCGGUGGACUUGCUGUUCAUCUGCAGCAAGUCCACAAGUCAGAGCCCGGAAGGCUUGAGAAUACACUUCCGGGGCGAGACACUUUCGAUAUUGAAAUCUAUGGCAUGGAAGGUAUUCCUGCUGCAGAUCUCGCAGAGUAUCACUCUCGAAAAGCGGCAAGGGCUGCAGGAACCGAUGGGGGCGGUGGUGGAGAAUUCAGAUCGAGCAAGAAGCCACGCGUUGACAAGAGCGUGAUCCCUGCCGACCGGCUCCGCGCUCAGCUCGAGGCGCACAAGGCGCUUAUGGCAGGGAAAGCACCGCCUCUGAGUGUGAUGAGCGCAUUGGCUGGUAUGGCCCCGCCUGGAUUAUAUGCUGGUCCACCGCCUGGAUUCGCGCAAAUUCGACCGCUCCCAGGACCAUAUAGCGGGCCACCACCGGCUUUCCCUCCUCCGGGCUUUAGCGGUUCGCCCCCGGGUAUGCCAGGCGCCGCCCCUUCCACGCCGUCUGCGGCGCCGCCUGCAGCUCCCCAGCCAUCUCCGCACCAGCGAGCCAUCAAGAGCGGCGCAAAGAGCCGGAUGGUGUACACAGAUGCGGUACUGUCACCUGACGAGAAGCUUGCAAGCACCAGCAAGUACACUUAUCUCGAUCCUGAGGACCCUGCGGACGCUAUGAAGAUUCAGGCGCAGCAGCAAGCUAACGUGCUCCCAGGCUGGCAACAAUUCCGCGCGGUUCAACCACCUCCCGCUCCUGCCCAGGGUCCUCCUGGCUAUGGUGCGGCCUAUGGUAGAUUCAACACAGGCGCACCAGCACUGCCACCGCCGAUGGUGACACUGUCACAGCAAGUUCAAGCUUACCCUAUUGCAUCACCUGGCAACGCAGCGCCGGCGAGUGCAGACCCAGAAAAUCUCACCACCGAGGCGCUCGCCACUGCCAACGCGGCUGUUGUAGCUGAUCCAGCAGCCGCUAUGCAGCACGAGGCAGACAUAAAAAGUAUGCAUGUGAAUGCCGCUACCGCCGCCGCCGACAGCGAGAUGGCGGACCAGGACAGCAGCCAGGGCGGGCUUGUUGCUGGCCAGAAGAGGGCCAGAGCUGCAGACUUGUUCUAAUGGUAGGGGAGCAAGGCCAUUGUGCCAAACUGCGAAAGCGAGCAGCGAUGGAUCGAGGGCGUGUCGCAGACAAGUACAAAUGACGUUACAGAGCCUAGAACUGCUCGCUGAAGGGGCACAGGUCUAGCUCAUUAGACUCAGCAUUGCAGUGC